Messenger RNA from Porites lobata, 512 nucleotides. NCBI's taxonomy places the organism in Eukaryota, Metazoa, Cnidaria, Anthozoa, Scleractinia, Poritidae. The record is from the annotation of a GenBank genome assembly.
AUGGGUGCUGUUACCAAGCUUAUGAAAGAAAUUGGGACAUUUAUUCGCUGUGGCCGGGUGGAUAUUCACCGGGACCAGGUGAUCGUGGAAAGAUUUAACCGCACCCUUGCCGAGCGCCUGUUCGGACACCAGUAUGCUGUCGAAAUGCGGCUUUCUAAGGGUCAAAGAUCUUCCGAAUGGGUUGUUUGGCUUCCUGCCGCGGUCUCGGCUUCAAAAACGGCGAAGUCACUCUCCUCACAGGCAAAAAACCUGCACAAGCCAUAAAAAAAGGCCGUUUAUUUCAAGCCUUCGACCUCUUACCACAGACCUGUCUGAAUGAACGUAAAAAAAUUCCCAGUCUUGUUUACGUGCGUUAUCUUUGCCAACGGGGUGAGCUGGAAGGCGGUCGCAAACGUGCAACUGAUCCCAUCUGGAUCACCAUCUACAACAUCGAAAAAUCUGUUACCAAACCAGGUAAACCGGUAUUGUAUUAUGUACAGGAUGGGCCAAAACGAGGCUUCGUUCGUUCAUAG